Molecule: messenger RNA, 375 nt
Organism: Metopolophium dirhodum (rose-grain aphid)
Lineage: Eukaryota; Metazoa; Arthropoda; Insecta; Hemiptera; Aphididae
Exons: 1
Coding region: 1-375 (124 amino acids)
Source: RefSeq, a predicted model, not a curated record
AUGGUAAUGGAUUAUAAUAAGGCAAAAGGUUUUGUUGAUAUUUCUGAUUUGAGAAAUUCUUAUCAUUCACCAUUUCGACGAUCUAUAAAAUGGUAUCGAAAAAUAGCAUUCGAAAUUCUACUAAAUUCAAGUGUAUUAAAUACAUUAACAUUAUUUACUGCUGUGACUGGUAAUAAAAUGGGUGUGACAGAAUUUAGAGAAUAUAUAGUUCAAGCUUUACUAACGAAAGCCAACUUCCCAAUGAUACCCACACCAACUGAAGGAGAAAUGCAUAAGAUUGUUAAUUCUAAACGUGGUAGAUGUUCAAAUUGUUACUUCGAAAUGGUUCAACAGGGUGGAAGGAAACACGCACAAAAAAUUACACGCAAAGUAUAA